Molecule: messenger RNA, 1191 nt
Organism: Aspergillus luchuensis
Lineage: Eukaryota; Fungi; Ascomycota; Eurotiomycetes; Eurotiales; Aspergillaceae
Product: aurora family serine/threonine-protein kinase
Exons: 3
Coding region: 1-1191 (396 amino acids)
Biological process (GO): regulation of cytokinesis; mitotic spindle organization; protein phosphorylation
Cellular component (GO): spindle pole centrosome; spindle midzone; chromosome passenger complex
Molecular function (GO): protein kinase activity; ATP binding
Source: RefSeq, a predicted model, not a curated record
AUGGCCUCCAAGACAUUGGAAGCGCGCCUCGAGCGCCUUUCCGUCAAAGACGAAAAUGACAGCGGACACAAUGGCGGCGGCUACCCGAAACCUAAGAGCUCCCUAUCAACAGCCAUGUCUCUUUCGGGCCUUGGAGCUGCAGGGCAAUAUAGCGGUUCCAAUCGAUCCAACCUGCUGAAGCUGGCUCUUCAAAAUACCAAUGACAACAAAGUCAAUGCCAUGAACGUUGCUCAAUCCCCUACAAAGGGCUCCCAAAAUACUUUACCGAGUCGCAACCUAGAUGAGAAUGGAGAACAACGACACCCAAACCCGCUAUAUGAGCAACCGGCACCCAAGAAACUGCACCUUGGAAUGUUUGAGAUCGGAAAACCUUUAGGAAAAGGAAAGUUUGGUAGGGUGUACCUGGCCAAAGAGCGGUCCUCUGGUUUUGUAUGUGCACUCAAAGUUUUGCACAAAUCUGAGUUGCAGCAGGGUGGAGUGCAGAAGCAAGUCCGCCGGGAAAUCGAGAUUCAGAGCAAUCUUCGUCAUCCGAAUGUUCUAAGGCUUUAUGGGCACUUCCAUGACAGCAAGCGGAUCUUUCUGAUUCUUGAAUUUGCCGGUCGGGGAGAGUUAUAUAAACACCUUCGCAAGGAACAUCGAUUUCCUGAAUGGAAAGCUGCUCAGUACAUCGCCCAAAUGGCUGCUGCUUUGAAAUACCUCCACAAAAAGCAUGUCAUGCAUCGUGACAUUAAACCCGAAAAUAUCCUAGUCGGCAUCCACGGGGAAAUCAAAAUAAGUGACUUUGGAUGGAGUGUACAUGCACCCAACAACCGGAGGCAAACAAUGUGUGGAACGUUGGAUUACCUGCCUCCCGAGAUGCUCAAGCCGGGCUCACAGGACAAUUACUACAAUGAGAAAGUCGAUUUGUGGAGCUUGGGUGUCUUGACCUACGAAUUUCUUGUUGGAGAAGCUCCCUUUGAGGAUACCCCUGUUAUGACACAGAGGCGGAUUGCAAGAGCGGAUAUGUCGGUUCCAUCAUUCGUGAGCCCUGAGGCAAGGGAUCUUAUCAAACGCCUCCUUGUUCUGGAUCCUGAGAAGCGAAUCUCUCUUGAUGAAAUCCAGCGGCAUCCUUGGAUCCUUAAACACUGUGUUAAGGAUGAGCGAACCGUGAAGCGCAGUUCUGGUUCUGCUUCGUCAAAGGAUACCAAAUAA